AUGUCAUCUUCAAAGCGAGAUAUAGAACAAAAAAAGAAGCAGGUGAUAGAAAAACUAAAGAAUGGUGAAUUUAUAGCUAAAGUAGAACCGCCUUCAUCGUCUCACGGUUCAUUUUGGGAACAUUUAUUACGUAUUAAAUGCUCAAAUAAUGAAUAUCAACCAUUUGUACAAUGUACAUUGUGCCAUGAGAUAUUAUCAUAUUCAAUAUCACAUGGAACUUCUACCAUCAGUUAUCAUGUUAAAAAUUGUCUUGAUAAAUCAAAUAAAUUAAAGAAUAACAAAACAAUUAGUAGUUAUUUAUCAAAGUCCACCGAUGUUAAAGUAACUGUAGAUGAUAAACGAUCAAUUACAAUUGCUUGUGCCAAACUGUGUUCGUUUGACAUGAGACCUUUCAGUAUUGUGAAAGGUCGAGGAUUUACAUUUUUUUGUCAAAGUUUAAUUAACCUUGGUUAUCAGUAUGGUACCACUAAACUUGGUCCUCCUUCAGCAAGUUCAUUAUUACCAGAUCCAACAAAUAUAUCCCGUACUGUAUCUCAAAUAGCUGAAGAAGAACGGGAAAGAUUAAAAAACAUCUUGAAGGUUGAUUUACAACAUGUAAAGAUGGUUGGUGUAUCUACAGAUUAUUGGAAGAACAGUGGUACCAGUGAAAGUUACUUAACAAUCAACAUUCACUAUUCAAAAAAUGAACAGAAUGUUACUUAUAUGUUACGAACUUCAUUAUUCGCUCAAUCAAAAACAGGUGAUAAUACAAGACAAAGAAUUUUUUCUGUUUUAUUAAGUUAUGAGAUUGAUCCUAAUCAACAUCAUGUCGUGUACAUAACUGAUAAUGGCUCCAAUCUAGUUUGUGGUCUGCAAGGCGAAGUACAUCUUCGCUGCAUCUGCCACUGUCUAAACUUAUCGUUACACAAUGGUGUAAGCUUAUGUCCUAAUCUUGAAUUGUUAAUAAAAUCUUGUCAGGAAUUAUGUGUUCAUUUCAAACGGUGUGAAAUGAAUCAGUUGUUAUCAACAACGCUCAAAAUAAAUGUGGAUACAAGGUGGAACUCCAUACAUGAUAUGAUGCAAUCGAUCUCAUUAAAUUUUCAUAAAUGUGAAGAUCUUUUACUUGAUCGAAAUGAAAUUUACUACUUAGAUGAUAUUAAUCGAAAAUUAUUGUCGGAUCUGACAUUGAGUCGUAGCUUUCGAAAUGAAAUUUAUGCCGAUACUCGAAAAAUAAUUAAAACAAUUGGUAUUCAACAACAACAAUCAUCAUCUACAACAGCUACAACAAACUCUAACAAGCCACCGAAGAAAAAGAAAACUGAUUUAGUAAUGGAAAGCGAUGUGAUGCAAGAAUUUGCAGGACAUGUGGACAGUGAUUGUGAUGACAACUCUGAUGAAAUUGAUCGUUAUAUUAACAGCAAACUUUCAUUUUCAAAUGAUGAUACGUUGUUAGGAUGGUGGAGUAAACAUUCAUUAAUAUUUCCACAGCUAACUUUAUUAGCUAGGUCGUUAUUUGGAAUUCCUGCAAGUUCGGCUACAUCGGAGCGUGUUUUUAGUUCAACAGGUCGAAUAUUAGAAAAAAGAAGACAGCUUUUGAAUCCUGAUAUUGUUGAUGAUAUUUUGAUGAUAAGAAAUUUUCGAGAUGCAUGA
This is a messenger RNA of Rotaria sp. Silwood2, 1629 nucleotides long. The record is from the annotation of a GenBank genome assembly. Lineage: Eukaryota; Metazoa; Rotifera; Eurotatoria; Philodinida; Philodinidae.